UUCAUAAAAUUAUGCAGUUAUCUGCGGGUGUAUGCCUUUCAGUAAUCUCUUUGCUUUCUUUUGUAGCGGGAUCGAUUUGGUUUGUUUCUUCCCUGAAAAAUGGUGUAGAGCCUGUGCAUUCCACUCAACCCGAGACUUAUUCAUCGGAAACUUAUUCAUCGGAAACUUUUUCAGUUAUUUCGUUAGCUUUCUCUAGUCUUUCUCUUAUUUUCUUCAUAAUUUCUACUAUUUAUGUUUGUCGUAUUUAUUAUUUGACGAGAGAAGUAGAAACUUCUGUUGUUGAGAUUAAUGAGGCAAAUGCAAUAUUUCCAGAACAAUCUACUUUGAACGCAUUAGCUAUGAAAUUCUCUAAGAACCUGGGAAUUUACUAA
Molecule: messenger RNA, 371 nt
Organism: Dentiscutata erythropus
Lineage: Eukaryota; Fungi; Glomeromycota; Glomeromycetes; Diversisporales; Gigasporaceae
Source: the annotation of a GenBank genome assembly